ACUUGAUAACCGGGCCAAUAUUAAUUAGAGGGAAAUAACUCCAAUUUACCGACGUCACACUUGCCUAACACAUGGCAAUCCUGUUAUGAAAUCCUUUCAUAAAUAUAUUGUUGAUUUUGACCAUAAUUUAUAAUAUAGGAGUGAUUGACAGUUUCCAAAAUGCAGGCUCUAUCAGAGGAUGUCUUGACAUCAACAAACACUAUUUUGUGUUGUUUAUGUAGUGCACAGAUUGAACCCAACCCUUCUAAUAUGUGUGUUGCUUGUUUAACAACACAAGUUGAUAUUACAGAAGGAAUACCCAAACAAGGUGUUCUUUAUUUCUGUAGAGGUUGUGAAAGAUAUUUACAACCACCGUCAACAUGGAUUACAGCUCACCUUGAAUCUAGAGAACUUCUUAGUUUAUGUUUGAAGAAACUUAAGGGUCUUGCAAAGGUAAAUUUAGUGGAUGCUGGUUUUAUUUGGACAGAACCCCAUUCUCAAAGAAUUAAAGUUAAGCUCAGUGUUCAAAAAGAGGUAGUAAAUGGUGCUAUAUUACAACAAGUAUUUGUAGUAGAGUUUACUAUUAAUGGCCAGUUCUGUGAAGAUUGUCAUCGUGUAGAAGCUAAAGAUUUCUGGAGAGCUUUAGUUCAAGUCAGACAAAAGACUGAUCAUAAGAAGACGUUUUAUUACCUAGAACAGCUGAUAUUAAAACAUCGAGCUCAUACUAAAACUAACAACAUUAAAAAUACUGAUGGUGGUUUAAACUUUUAUUAUGUUAAUCGUGAUGAUGCCAGAAAAAUGACAGAUUUUCUCACGUCACAUGUUCCUUCCAGGUAUCAGAUGUCUAAACAGUUAAUAUCACAUGAUAUACAUAGUAAUAAAUAUCAGUAUAAAUUUACUUUCUCCGUUGAAAUUAUUCCUGUUUGUAAGGAUGAUGUUGUAUGUUUACCUAAGAAAUUAGCAACAAGUAAAGGAAAUAUAAACCCACUGUGUAUCUGUUAUAGUGUAUCACAGUUAAUACAUGUUAUAGAUCCUUUUACGUUACAGAUUGCAGAUAUUUCUGGUACCAACUACUGGCACGAUCAGUUUCAGAGUUUAACAACACCUAAAUCAUUAGCAGAAUUCAUGAUCAUGCAGAUUGAAAUAGUUGCUGAUAAAGAUAAACCCCAUGUAGAACCCAUUUCUAAAAAGCAUGUAUUGGCUGAUGUUUGGGUAGCUAGAAUGUCUGAUCUUUCUUCUAAUGAUCAACAAUAUUAUACACGAACACAUCUAGGACAUUUAUUAAAUGAAGGCGAUACAGUUCUAGGGUUUGAUUUUAAUAACGCCAACAUCAAUAAUCAACAAUUUGAAAAAAUUAAACAAGACAGAGUACCUGAUGUGGUUAUAGUAAAGAAAGUUUAUGAUAGAUCAGCUCGAAACAAGAAGAGAAAGUGGAAAUUAAAAAGAAUGGCUGAGGGAAUUGAAACAGCUAGUGAAGAAAGAGAUUAUACAGCUUUCUUAGAAGAUUUAGAAGAAGAUCAAGAUUAUAGACAGAAUGUUAAUAUAUAUGUUGAUCGUAAUAAGUUGGCCGUGGAUACAGAUGAUACUGAUGAUGAGGGAGUACCUCAGAUCAGCCUACAGGAAAUGUUAGAUGAUCUACGUAUUAGUGAAGAUGCUACAGGAGAUGAGGGUGCUGCUAUGAUGGAAUAGCCAGCGUCUCCAACCUACCUCAGAUUAUUCUUAACCCUAUUGUUGUCCUAUGACUGACAAAUUGAACUGUACCUUGAGACAUUUUUAAUGGCAAAUAACAUUUAGUGGAUUGAAUUAGGUUUCCUAGACUCCAAAAUUAAAAUUAUCAUUAAGCAGUCCAAAGAAAUACCAAGACUGGUAAUUAAUCACUUUUAUUUCAUGGAGUUUGUUUAUAGCAGUUCUCUCUUUAUAGAAAUUCUUUCUAAUUUCCAUGGCAAUUUCUGUUGACUUGCUUUCCUAGAAUCAAAGAAAAGUGUUUGAAUAUUCAUGACUUUGAAACAGAAGAAUCAGACCAGAAUAUAUAUUGAGUUAUCUCUCCAGUUGUAUUUUUAGAUAUCUUAUUUCUUUUGAUUUUUCUUAAAGAAAAGACAUACAAAUUGAUAAUAUGUAACAGUGCUGAUAAAAAUAUAUAUAUUAUGGUAUUCGCAUUUAUAUGUAUUAUUACAUAUAGACGAUACUGUACAUUUACAAUCAUGUGUGACGUACUGUCAAUAUUGAAAUAAAAUUGUAUGAAUGUACACGGUCAAUUAACUCCAAGAAGACUACGGUAGUGUGGUUUAUUUCUAAUAGAGAACUAAUUUUUAAAAUCUCAUCAACACUUGAUUUCAUUUGAUUUAAUUUGUGGUACGAAAAUCUGUUUUCAUUCAGUUAAAGCUAGUGUAGUAUUGAGAUAUAAUUCAUUGCGUGUUUCAUUAAUGAAACUAGAAUUAGUAAACAAACCAAUGUCUACUUACUCUUCUAAAACAAAAUUUUAUUUGCAUAGAACUUGUCCCAUAACACUUCAGAUCUAAAUAUCUUAUCUUGACAUUAGUCAUGAGGGUUAACCCCUUUAACUCAAUAUCCACUUAAUGACAUAAAUUAACCUGACAAAUAAGCAUGUGAAUAUUCUGUAUUAUAAAUAUAGUCAAUGAAAUAGAUUUUUUUUUAAAAUUCUAGUGCUGAUAUUUAUUUUACAUACUUGUAUGUAUAAAUAUUCAUGUUGAAAAAAAAUAUUUGU
This is a messenger RNA of Patella vulgata (common limpet), 2704 nucleotides long. RefSeq names its product 60S ribosomal export protein NMD3. NCBI's taxonomy places the organism in Eukaryota, Metazoa, Mollusca, Gastropoda, Patellidae. Gene Ontology annotation, molecular function: ribosomal large subunit binding. Gene Ontology annotation, biological process: ribosomal large subunit export from nucleus. The transcript has 14 exons. The coding region runs from base 160 to 1668 and encodes 502 amino acids. The record is from RefSeq and is a predicted model, not a curated record. Gene Ontology annotation, cellular component: cytoplasm; nucleus.